This is a messenger RNA of Paramacrobiotus metropolitanus, 1952 nucleotides long. Its product is annotated as cytochrome P450 2C15-like. The transcript is spliced from 6 exons. The coding region runs from base 195 to 1685 and encodes 496 amino acids. Gene Ontology annotation, biological process: xenobiotic metabolic process. The record is from RefSeq and is a predicted model, not a curated record. Lineage: Eukaryota; Metazoa; Tardigrada; Eutardigrada; Parachela; Macrobiotidae. Gene Ontology annotation, molecular function: heme binding; iron ion binding; oxidoreductase activity, acting on paired donors, with incorporation or reduction of molecular oxygen, reduced flavin or flavoprotein as one donor, and incorporation of one atom of oxygen. Gene Ontology annotation, cellular component: intracellular membrane-bounded organelle; cytoplasm.
AGUGAUCUGGACCAUAGAAAUUUUGCCAACUCAGAUUGCAGAUCCAUAUUCACGCGCACAACUGAAAAUUUUUUGACAGUAUUUAUACCAGUAGACGAUACUAGUACAGUACACAGCAUUUUUUUAUGUGCAGUGUUGGUAAGUGAUCCGUGAUCACCGGUUUUUGAAUAAGAACUUAUUUUAAUCUCAACAACAUGUUACAGCUUCUGUCUCCUGUAACUGUUGUUCUCGGUUUAUUAUUAAUUGUCUUGGCAUGGAUCUUCAGACCGAAAAAGUUGGCUAAGCUUCCGCCCAGUCCACCAUGCACACCAGUAAUCGGCAAUUUAGAUCGCGUCAAGGGCGAAGGGAACGAUAUGCUGGAACAUUUAACUCAGCUGACCGAUAAAUACGGCGACAAUGGCAUGUGCACACUGUAUUUUGGUCCCCGGGCAAAUGUAUUUGUCAGCAACUACGAAAUCAUCAAACAAAUGCUCAACGAUGAUAAAUACGCCGGGCGGCCGGCUGGAUUGUUCGAUACCGUUUUCAAGCGCAAAGGCAUAUUAUUCACGGAUGGCGAAAUAUGGAAAGAACAUCGCCGCUUUGCCUUAUCCACCCUUCGCGAUUUCGGACUGGGGAAGACUUGGUUACAAGACCUGAUCAUUGACGAAGCUCGCGAGUUGGUCGGCGACUUGGAGGGUGUAAACGGGCAGCCGAUCAAUCCCACCGAUUACCUGUCGCCCAGCAUUGCCAAUGUCGUCUGCGCUAUUUCCUAUGGACAGCGGUUUAGCCAUAAAGACACCCGGUUUCGCCGGUUGGCCAAUUUGGUCGCGGAGAAUUUCCGGCUAAUCGCCAAAUUGCGCCUAGUGCAAAUCUUUCCUAUUAUGCGUUUUAUACCCUUUACCAGCUGGAGAAGAAAUUUUCUAGAGCUAACGGCUAAUCAAGCUCAGGAAAUCGCCUUUUUUCGUGAAUUGAUUGAAGACCAUAAGAAACACCUGGACGGUGAACUGCGGGAUUACAUUCAUGCGUUUCUAGUGGAGAAAGACAAGCAGUCAAGCAAUCCACUAAGCACAUAUACAGAAGAACAGUUGGAAGUUGUAAUGCUCAAUUUAUUUGGAGCCGGAACGGAAACCACAUCGACAACGCUAACAUGGGCGAUCAUGUAUCUUUUGGAGAAUCCUAACGUGUACGCUAAGGUUCAAGCGGAAGUCGACGAAUACAUACCGGCUGGACAAUACGCUACCCUGGAUUUACGCGAUAAAUUACCGUAUACGCAAGCGGUAAUCCAUGAGGUACAGAGGAUGGCUAAUCUGGUCCCGUUCGCCAUUCGCUGCCCCACCGAAGAUGUGAAAAUCAACGGCUAUGAAAUUCCUGCCGGAACAAUUAUCACACCCAGCCUUUACGCUUGCCACAUGGAUCCAAAGUAUUUUCCCGAGCCUCACAAAUUCAAUCCCGAACGAUUCUUGGAUGACAACGGACAUCUACGAUCUAAAGUGGAAGGUUUCAUACCCUUCUCAAUUGGUAAGCGCUUUUGUCUGGGAGAGUCCUUAGCCCGGAUGGAAUUGUUCAUUUUCUUUCCCAGUCUCAUCCGACAUUUCACCUUCAAACGUGUAUCCGGAAAACCCUUCGACACUGCAAAAUCGAUUUACGGAAACGUUGUUAAUACCCCGCUUUACUUUGAAAUUAUUUUCGAAAAACGCCAAAAUUAAUUGUUAUCACCGGCAUAAGAUGAUCACAAGGAUGAUUUAGUCGAAGCCUGAAACACAACAUUACGGUAUGAGUAGCCAUUGGUCAUAAUUAACCAUUUUGAAGCCUUGUUUGUAGCUUGGGCCUUGGUGCAAUCCGCACUAACAUUAGUGUUAUAAGUGGCAUUUCGAAUGCACAAACGCCAAAAACAGUACUCGUAUUAGUACUUAAAACAGGCAGGUCCGACAUUUGGUGAGAUCCAGUAAAUUCAUCGUGUAUGUUUUGACAUC